Molecule: messenger RNA, 2967 nt
Organism: Camellia sinensis
Lineage: Eukaryota; Viridiplantae; Streptophyta; Magnoliopsida; Ericales; Theaceae
Source: RefSeq, a predicted model, not a curated record
AUGAAGCAUCAUACUUGCUUUUUUGCUCUUCUCCUGUUCCUUCUCUCUGAUCUGAAUAGCAUUAUUGGUUGCCAUGACAAUGAAAGAGCUGCUCUCUUGAGUUUCAAGUCCUUCCUUAGAGACCCUUCGAAUCGGUUGGCUUCGUGGCAAGGCAAAAACUGCUGCUUCUGGCAUGGAAUUCGCUGUUCAGACUCGAACGAUGUCAUCGUUGUGAAUCUCACGAAUCCUAAUCCAGGGAGCCUCAUUCUUAACUCAAACUCAAAACUAGUCUCAACUUCCAAUAAUGUUACAUAUGCUGCUCUGGAAGGUACAGUUUCUCCAUCUCUCUUUACCCUUAGUCGUAUUCGUUAUCUUGAUCUUAGCUUCAACAAUUUCUUGUUUUCCAAGAUACCCACUGGAUUGUCCAAUCUCACAGAACUCACCCACCUCAGCCUUUCCAAUGCCAUGUUCAAAGACACGAUUACUACCCAGUUUGCAAACAUUACAUCACUGAGAUUGCUCGAUCUCUCAUGUUCGUAUUUAGUACCUGACACAUCAUCCAUUUCAUAUAACUUGACCUCCUCAAAAUCCUAUGCUGGUUCUCUUUUGUCAUAUAUCAAAAGUGGCGAGAUUUCCUCCUCAAGUUUGAAUUGGUUAAUGGGGCUUCACAAUCUUAGAGUACUAAAAUUGAGUGGUGUUGAUCUAUCAGUGGCAUCUCAGUCAAGUGAAUGGGCUAAACCGAUAUCAAUGCUUUCCAAACUGAAAAUCGUUCAACUAUCCGACUGUGAAAUUGUUGGCAAACUCCCCAUAAAUGAUUUUCUUAACCUCACUCAACUCUCUUCUCUCGAAAUGGACUACAACUUCCUAACCUCCUCAAUACCAACACAGCUAGCAAAUAUCACUUCUCUUUCGAUCCUCGAUCUCUCGAGCUCUAACUUACAGGGUUUUCUCCCUUACCUUCCCCAAUUGAGAGAACUUCACAUAAGCAACAACCCUGGCAUCACUAUUGAUCUGAGUUCAAUGUUCAGAGCCCCUUGGGGCAAUCUAGAGAUACUAGAUAUUGGAUUAAAUCAUGUUAAUGAAUCAAUUCCGACUUUCAUUGCCAACAUGUCUUCGUUGUUGUAUUUUUCAGCAGAGAGUUGUUCAAUUCAUGGACCCAUACCUUCUUCCUUGUACAACCUGUCAAAACUAGAAUACUUAAUUCUCAAUUUCAAUUACAUUACAGGCAAUCUUUCUUCAUCAAUCUCCAAUUUACAAAGCCUUCAAUACUUGUCUUUAUUCCAAAAUUCUCUACAAGGACACAUCCCAGAUUCAAUAUGUCAAAUCUCCUCCCUACAAUAUCUACAUUUAGCAAGCAAUAAAAUGACGGGGGAAUUACCUGAUUGCAUUCGCCGGCUUACCAACCUCAGUGUUCUUAAGCUUAGUGAAAAUAACAUAACCGGUAUUAUCACUUCAUUGAUGUGGUUGUUCCAAAACUCCAGUCCAUCUAUGAUUGGCCUGGGAUCAAGUGGGCUAACUGUAAAAAUUGGCCGAUACCCAUUUUCACCCAACUUUCAGCCAAUCCAGCUGGACCUGAGUUCAUGCAGUAUAGGGGGAGGCAUACCGGAUUUUGUUUCAAAUCUGACAAAUCUUGAGUACCUAAGUUUGGCGGAUAACAACCUGUCGGGGACAAUACCAUCUUGGCUGCUCAACCUUCCCAGGCUGGGGUACUUGGACCUUUCUUCCAACAAUCUGCAAGGAGUUGUCCCACCUAAUAUUCGGCUUCAACAAUUUUUUGGACCAACAACACUGAACUUAGCAGGAAACCACUUGGAAGGGCCUAUUCCUUUCCUUCCAGAAACCAUAGAAGCCGUUGAUUUAUCCAGGAACAAUUUCACAGGUGGUAUACCGAUCCAAGUUGGAGGGCUUCAAAAUGUCAAGUACUUAUCUUUUUCAAGUAACCUGCUCUCUGGACCUAUCCCCCUCUCCUUUUGUCAUACAAACAAUGUUCUGAUGCUCAUCGAUCUAUCGAAUAACAGCCUGUCGGGGACAAUCCCUGCAGGUCUAGGCAACUGUACGUCCCUCAUUUCUCUCCACCUUGCUAGGAAUAAUCUCAGGGGAAACAUCCCCAAUGAACUCAAGGCUGCAACUAGUUUGAUAUUUUUACAACUAAAUGGAAAUCAUUUUAGCGGUCCGUUCCCAACUUUCAUUCGAGAGCUUCAAAAUCUGGAAGUCCUGAAUCUGGGAAAUAACAAAUUCGAAGGAAAUAUUCCACGUUUCAUCGGAGAUCUUCAAAAGCUCCGAAUCCUUGUGUUGGAAUGGAACUCGUUCAACGGGUCAAUCCCAAAAGAGAUCAACAAUCUAUGGGACUUGCAAUUUAUUGGCUUCUCCAACAAUAAACUCUCUGGACUACCAUAUGAACUUGAUGUGAUCUUCACUGACAAUAGUGGGAUAGAUCUUUCGUGCAAUUUGUUGACAGGACUGAUUCCACCUGAAAUAGGCCUUCUUGAAGGCCUGUUUAUGCUGAAUCUUUCACGUAACAGUCUAUAUGGUGAAAUCCCAAUGAGCAUAGGUAAAAUGAGUGAGUUGGAGUCACUUGACCUUAGUUUCAACAAUUUGAGUGGGUCGAUUCCAAUGGCAUUGGCAUCAUUAGACUUUCUAUCAUACUUGAAUCUGUCCUACAACAAUUUGAGUGGUGAAAUUCCAAAAGGGAUGCACUUUGAUACGCUGUUCGGAGAUGGAUCACCAUAUAUUGGGAACAGGUUCUUAUGUGGUGCUCCUGAUGGUCCAAACUGCAGGAAUGGUUCCUCAAGUUCAGAGACCGUUGAUGCUGAUGACGAUGCAAGACAAAAAUGGUUGUUCUAUGCAGUUGUGACUAUUGGCUUUGGGGUUGGGCUUUGGGGCUAUUUAGCCAUCAUGUACUUGAUGAAGGAGAAAUGGAAAAAGGUGUAUUGGGAGUUCAUUGAUAGGGUUGUGUUGAGAAUUACCAGAUGCAUUACAAAAAACUGA